UUCACCGGACACGUCUAGCCGUUGGGCGUGUUUUCAUUUCCAAAACGAGGCGGAGCUUGAAUUCCAAACUGGAUUGAGUUCCUCCCGAUACGUCACUCUGGGAUAGGCUGCGAGCAAUCGAGCAACGCUGUCAGUCAACAGGGUUUCGGGUUGGUUACCUAGGCGUUCUCGGGACGGGACCCCCAAGCAGGAGAAAGUAGCCUUGCCCAUCGCGGGUUUAGGCUCUGGGUUUAAAGUGAUCGCCAGUCCCACAGCUUUCGUCGAAACUGCCAGUAGGGAUUCAUGCUGUGUUGGUUAGCUAAAUGCGGUACGAAGCUAAAAUGAUGCCGAUGUUCCUGACAGUGUACCUCAGUAACAAUGACCAGCAUUUUACUGAGGUUCCCGUUACCCCGGAGACGCUGUGCCGGGAUGUGGUGGAGCUGUGCAAGGAGCCGGGGGAGGCAGACUGCCACCUGUCUGAGAUGUGGCGUGGAUCUGAACGAGCUGUAGGUGACGGGGAGAGGAUGCUGGAUGUGCUCCAACGAUGGGGACAACAUAGGGCCGAGGUGCGCUUCUUCCUGCGUCACAAUCGAGCCCCUAGCAGGGAAUCGGGUGGGUCAAGAGGCUCAGAGCAGAAGAGGAAUGGAGUGAAGGGUCCCCCAGACAGAAGAAUGGAGAAUGGGGUGGCGACACCCCGGAUGGACAUGACGCUGGCCGAACUACAAGAGAUGGCUGCCAGACAGCAGCAACAAAUAGAAGCUCAACAACAGCUCCUUGCUUCCAAGGAGCAGCGGCUGCGCUACUUGAAGCAGCAGGAGCAGCGUCAGCAGCAGCAGGCCUCGGAGCAGGAGAAGCUGCAGCGCCUCCGAGAGAAUAUUGAGAACCAGGAAACUCGGCUCAAGAAGGUCCGGGCCCUCAAGGGCCAAGUGGAGCAGAAGCGCCUCAGUAAUGGCAAACUGGUGGAGGAAAUAGAGCAGAUGAACAACCUGUUCCAGCAGAAGCAGAGAGAACUAGUGAUGGCUGCGUCCAAGGUGGAGGAGCUUAGCCGACAGCUGGAGUUGCUCAAAAAUGGCAAAAUGGACAACUUCAAUGACAACCAGAGCUCUGUGGCUGAACUAGAUCGCCUCUACAAGGAGCUACAGCUGAGGAACAAGCUCAACCACGAUCAAAACUCUAAGUUGCAGCAGCAGAGAGAGGGCCUGAACAAGCGCAACCUGGAGGUGGCUGCCAUGGACAAACGGAUCAGUGAGCUCCGAGAUCGGCUGUGGAAGAAGAAGGCAGCCCUGCAGCAGAAGGAAAACUUGCCUCCUCAGAUUCCCUGGCAUUCAGAGCUCACCCAUGCCAAUAAUGGCUAUCCUGGUAAAGAGAGGGCUUCAAAAGACACUCAUCUUCAGGUGCCCUCUGAUGGCCAAGCUGGACAGCAGUCAGGUCCGUCUCGCGUGGCGGCGGUUGGCCCAUACAUCCAGUCGUCCACCAUGCCCAGGGGCCCAAUGAGGCACGACCUGCUUGUAAAACCAGCCUACCCGGACGGCACUGCCACCCUUCCAGCCCACGACCCACAGAGCAAGGCCGGCACAGCAGGAGCAGAGGAGUCUGGGACACAUGCUGAUUGUGAUGUCACUCUGAGCUCAGAAGAAGCCAUGUUCUUGCUUAAGCCUCUGAAAGAGCUGCGGGCUAAGAGAAAAGGCCUUCAGCCAUCCAAGCUGGCAGACUGGGACUCUUCAGGUCCAGAAUCCACCACCAACGGUCAUGGUUCAGCUUCAACACUGCCACGAAUGACCUCUCACUCCAACUCUAACACAGAACAAGAUGAGACAGAACUGAAGCGGGACAGGAAGGUGCGUCCAUUUUCUAUGUUCGAGCCAACGGAGGCUCCCACUACCUCCCUCCGCAAAAACCAGAGCAGUGAUGACCUGGUCAGGGACGCUCAGUCUGCUCCAAAAGCUCCAGUCAAGGUGCCUCCUCCUGUUCCCACCAAACCAAAAGGCCCUGGUGCCAUGCCCUACGGCAAACCAGGUCUCAACACGGGCACCUUCCCCAAAGCCAAGCCCCACAGCCAGCAGCCCCCGGCUGCUCAGGGCCGCAACCCUCUCCCGCCCUCACAAAGCCAGACACUCCCCCUACCCUCCAAGCAGGACACUCCACCUGCAGCCACGGUACGGCCCUUCACCCCAGAGCUGCCCUCCUCCAAAGAUGCCAGCCUGAGUAAGCCCCAGACCUUAGCGGCCAGCUCCAUUUACUCCAUGUACACGCAGCAGCCUGGCUCAGGGAAGCCUUUCAACCAGCCUGGGGUGCAAGGCGCUCUCAACAGGUCUCAGACCCGCACCAAUGGAUUUGUCAGUGUGUACGGUAAACCAGUGAUCCCCAGUGGAGGCUCCCUACAUCCAGAGAACCCGUACAUGGACCGACGCUCCCCUGCCCUAGAAUCUGAGGUUGACCACAAUGGAGCCAACAACAUGGGUCCCAGCCCAACUGAGGGCCCUCAACCAGAAACAGAGCGCACCCCCCGGCCCCUCAGCCCCACCAAGCUGCUUCCUUUCAUUUCCAACCCAUACAGGCAUCAGAGUGAUGGUGACCUGGAAGCCCUAAGAAAGAAACUCUACAAUGCCCCAAGGCCCCUGAAGAAACGCAGCUCCAUCACUGAACCAGAGGGUCCUGCAGGGCCCAACAUUCAGAAACUCCUCUACCAGAAGACCACACUGGCAGCUAUGGAGACUGUGACUACACCAACCACUCCCACCUAUGCUGGUGAAGCAGAGAAGGCGACGGAGGGAUCUGUGGGGCCACAUGUUCCAAGCCCUCCGAGUGGUGCAGAGAACCACCCAUCAGAAACGGGACAGACUCUGGAGGGAGGUCAGCUCUCGUCUCACAUCCCAGGUGCUAAUGUCCCUGUUCCAGCACCUGCUGAACAGAACAAACCAUCUUCAGCCAUCCCAGAGAGCGAGGACAUUAUCCCACCUCCUCCCCCAUCCCACCCAGCUCCCAGGCCAGAUGACGCUCUUUUCCCACCACCACCAAUUGCUGGCUUGGAGGACUCAAUGGCCAGCCUGCCCCCUCCACCUCCAGAAGGCUUCCUGGAAGAGUUCCCCCCCUACCCACCACCCCCAUACCCCAGUGGAGCAGAGCAGGACAGCUUGGGAGAAGACACUUUUACCAUGAAGGCACCUGAGGUCACUGGCCAGGUCACUCUGCCACCGGGAAAGAGGACCAACUUACGCAAGCUUGGCUCUGUACGCAUCGACCACGACAUGAGAGUGAAGUUCAACCCGCUGGCUCUGCUGCUGGACUCUUCUCUGGAGGGAGAGUUUGAUCUGGUCCAGAGAAUCAUCUAUGAAGUGGAGGAUCCCAGUCAGCCCAACGAUGAAGGCAUCACUGCUCUGCACAAUGCCGUCUGUGCCGGACAUACGGAGAUUGUCAAGUUUCUGGUUCAGUUUGGUGUCAAUGUCAAUGCUGCUGACAGUGACGGCUGGACACCUCUUCACUGUGCUGCAUCCUGCAACAAUGUGCAAGUGUGCAAGUUCCUGGUGGAGUCUGGCGCGGCAGUGUUUGCUAUGACUUACAGCGACAUGCAAACGGCAGCUGAUAAAUGUGAAGAGAUGGAGGAGGGCUAUACCCAGUGCUCUCAGUUCCUCUAUGGUGUGCAAGAGAAGAUGGGCAUCAUGAACAGGGGGGUGGUCUACGGUCUGUGGGACUACAAUGGCGAAAACCCUGAUGAACUGUUGUUCCGCGAGGGAGACUGCAUGUCCAUCAUCCGCAGAGAAGACGAGGACGAGAUCGAAUGGUGGUGGGCACGCAUGGGCGACAAUGAGGGGUACAUUCCCCGAAACCUCCUAGGGCUCUACCCUCGAAUAAAGCCAAGACAGAGAACCCUGGCUUAAAACACAAAGAUCCCUGCACAUUCCAGUUUGCCAGAACUCUACACACACACACACUCACUCACUCACUCACUCACUCACUCACUCACUCACUCACUCAUGCACACACACACACUUACUCAUGCACACCCACAGGCUUAAACAGACUGGGGAAGAGAAGGACACUGCUGAAAUGAAGAGACAAGGACAGACCAAAAGAUAUGAAGGAUCAACUAUGAACUCUUUCUGGCACUUUUUUUCUGCAUCUACAACAGAGGGAUUCUCCCUCACUUAUUUUUCCAGGCCACACUGUGUACUGGGUACUAAAGACACUAUUGGCAUUGUUUUCCUUUACUCCAUUGUUUUUGUUGUUUUUGUACUUAGUGUCUGAAACUAUUUCUGAACUGACAAACUCAAAUGUUGGGAUGUAAAUGGAACAAGCAGUAUUUUUAUUGCUCCCUGUAAUUUUUACACUUUUAAAUAGUCUUUUAAAAUGGGUUUUCUGGGCUACACACUUGGGGCUCAACAUUGGAUGAGGUGAACAAGUGGAUGAUGAUGAUGAUAAUGAUGCUUUUGAAAUGCUCUGUUACCAUGACAAUCUUUGGUGGGCUUGUUUCUCGUCAUCUGUGUUGAGUGACUGUUCUGUCUUUAUAACUGCACUAGAAGUAAAGUUUCAGUUGUGACCACCACUGUUCUGGCUAAACAAACAGAAAAUGAGACGACAAAAACGGUGAUUUGAUUGAUCUAUUGCUGUUCAUUCUGUGGCCUAUGAUACCCAGAAAGCCAGUCUGCUUUCCUGAAUUGGCACAUGGUUGAGAUGCCAUAGAUACUGUGUAUACAUGUGUUUUUGUCAUAAAAAUAAUGAAAAGUUACUGUAGGAAUGAUAUUGUUAUGAAUAUGGACUUUCAAACUCUUAGGAGGCUCUUUGACCAGGAAAAUGUCAUGAAGUAUGAAUUUAAUAUUUUCUUACAGCCAUUUCAUGACCAUACAGUUAUGUAAGAAGGCAAGCGAAUUACCAGAAACCUUGACGUUUUGUAAUAAUCGCUAAGCGAUGAGGACACUAUAUCGUAAAGUCAUAGACAAUUUCUUAAGUCAAAUUAAAUAAUAAAAAAGAUGGAACUAUACAAUAUCAGUUUCCAGAACUCAGCUCAUCACAUAUCUCUGUCAAUGCAGAUGUAUUUAUUUUUGUUACUUUUUUCUUUAGCCCUUUGGUCAGAACUAUAACCACCAAUGUACUCUAGUAUUUCAAACAUUUACAAUAAAAUACUUUAUACUAAG
This is a messenger RNA of Sander lucioperca (pikeperch), 5111 nucleotides long. It is a transcript of the gene tp53bp2a, whose product is annotated as tumor protein p53 binding protein, 2a. Gene Ontology annotation, biological process: signal transduction; regulation of apoptotic process. The transcript has 23 exons. Lineage: Eukaryota; Metazoa; Chordata; Actinopteri; Perciformes; Percidae. The coding region runs from base 303 to 3857 and encodes 1184 amino acids. Gene Ontology annotation, cellular component: nucleus. The record is from RefSeq and is a predicted model, not a curated record. Gene Ontology annotation, molecular function: p53 binding.